This is a messenger RNA of Papaver somniferum (opium poppy), 1046 nucleotides long. Its product is annotated as protein DMP9-like. The record is from RefSeq and is a predicted model, not a curated record. The transcript has a single exon. The coding region runs from base 11 to 742 and encodes 243 amino acids. Gene Ontology annotation, biological process: endomembrane system organization. NCBI's taxonomy places the organism in Eukaryota, Viridiplantae, Streptophyta, Magnoliopsida, Ranunculales, Papaveraceae.
AGGACAAAAUAUGUUGACGGCUUUUAUGUUUAUCAAUUACUCAUCUCCAUUUUUUGUUUCUUAUACAAAAGAUCACAGAAAAAUGGAGCAAAAGAAUGAAGAAACUAGAAUUCAAAUCUCUAACCCAAAUAACCCAGUAGAUGAAUCACCACAAUUUCCAUCUGCACUGCAACAGCCAAUGUUGCACUCUCAGGAAUAUACUGCACGGCGCGCAGUGGCUAAUGGAGUACAGAUAACUCUAUCAAAGACAGCUAUGUUGGCGAACUGGUUACCAACAGGAACACUACUUACAUUUGAAAUGAUAAUUCCGACCGUUGCUGGUGAUGGUCAAUGUACACCAGUGAAAACUACUAUGAUGGUAGUAUUAUUGUGUCUUUGUUUUGCUUCUUGUUUCUUUUUCCAUUUUACAGAUAGUUUUAGAGGACCAGAUGGGAAAUUUCAUUAUGGGUAUGUUACGCCAAGAGGAUUGGCUUUGUUCAAACCAAAUCUUGGAGUUGAAACGCCAAAAGAUGAAAGGUAUAAGUUGUGUUUUUCCGACUUCGUUCAUGCACUCAUGUCUCUAGCAGUCUUUGCUGCAAUUGUUGGCGGGGAUCGUAGAGUUACACAUUGUUUACUCAGGAAACAUGUUAAGGAAAUCGACGAAGUAAUGGAGAGUCUUCCAUUAAUAAUCGGUGUUAUCUGCAGUGGGUUGUACCUUGUAUUCCCUAACACUCGUUACGGAGUUGGUUGCGUAGUUACUUGAAGCUUUAAGGGGUUGGUUGCGUAGAUACUUGAAGCUUUAAGGGUUUGAUCUUUCUUUUAGUAUGCUCUGGGGUGUAAGACUACUAUUAUUGCAAACUCAAAAGCUAGUGCACAACAGUUCUCCACUUCUAGAUGCUGCAACUAAAUAGCACGUUAAAGGUGCAUACCAGUAUAUCCAUAAAGCCGGUUGGAAGGAACCUCGCCCUACAGAUAAACAAAGACUGACUGUGUAAGUGUCAGGUAUAUGUCCUGCUGGGUAUCUUGUAACAGCUAAUUCACUACAUCAAUAAUAUCUCUUUCGGAUA